Molecule: messenger RNA, 834 nt
Organism: Aureobasidium namibiae CBS 147.97
Lineage: Eukaryota; Fungi; Ascomycota; Dothideomycetes; Dothideales; Saccotheciaceae
Product: NAD(P)-binding protein
Exons: 1
Coding region: 1-834 (277 amino acids)
Molecular function (GO): oxidoreductase activity
Source: RefSeq, a predicted model, not a curated record
AUGAACUACCUCAUAACCGGCGCGGGUAGAGGCAUCGGCAGAGGGCUGACUCGAAAUCUUCUCACGCGGCCUGGAAACCGAGUCUUUCUCUUGGACAGUAACGAGAGUGAGCUACAAAACACUCUUUCGCUCGCAUCAACAUGGACACAGUCAUCAGACACCGACAAAAGCUCUUUUCGAGGCAAAGUUGUUGACUUGAGAAACCGCGACGAGAUCAAGACCCUCGUGGGUGAGGUGGACGAAUUCUUCGGAGGUCGCUUGCAUGCCCUCUUGAACAAUGCUUUCGCUACUCCCCAUACGUGGAAAGACGAUAAGGGCAUGGAAGAUGACCUCUCAUCUGAUGAAAUUAUGGAUCAAUGGGAUGUCAAGAUUGCUGUUGGUCUGACCGCACCAUUCCUUCUCUCAAGACUCUGCGUACCCAUGCUCAAACGCCAGGACGGAGAGCAGAGUGCCGGGUGCAUCAUCAACAUCUCCUCCACCCGAGCGAAACAGGCGGAAGACAAUCACGAAGCCUAUAGCGCGGCAAAAGGCGGACUUCUUGGUCUUACGCAGAGCAUGUCGCAAAGUCUAGGGCAUAGGCACAACAUCCGCGUCAAUGUUAUCAUUCCUGGCUGGAUCAACGUGGAGAACGAGAACAAGGCAGCAGAUGAAGCAUCGACAAAGUGGGAAGAUGGUAUGACGGAGCAAGAUCACUCUUAUCACCCUGCUGGUCGAGUCGGAAAGGUCGAAGACAUUUACAAAGCGGUCAAGUUCCUUGUCGAGUCAGACUUCGUCACUGGUGAAGAAAUUGUCGUCGAUGGUGGUGUAACGAGGAAAAUGUAUUAUCCAGAAUAA